UGUGAUGUCGCUAGUGCCAUCAGAAAGAAACGCCUGGACCCUCUUGCAGGUUAUGAAAAUCCCCUUAACUGCCACAGUUUGCUUACCUGGCUCAUCGCCUCCUGGACUUCAUAUCUUUGCUAAAGUCAGUGAUGUGAAAAGACUUGACAUGGAUGAUACUGCUGAUAGGAUGAGGAUGGAUGCUGGAGAAGUAACUUUAGUGAACCACAACUCUAUAUUCAAAACCCACCUCCUGCCACAAACAGGUUUUCCAGAGGACCAGCUUUCUCUUUCUGAGCAGCAGAUUUUACCUUCCAGGCAAGGAAAUUUGGACCUAUCUUUUACAUGUUCCACAGGAAAUACAGCUUACAAUCCAAGUUAUUACUCAGAAAACCCUUCCUCAGACAGUUUUCUUGGCUCAGGCGACUUAAGAACCUAUGCCCAGAGUGCAAAUGGCCAGUGGAGAAAUUCCACUCCAGCAUCAAGCUCAACUUUGCAAAAAUCGAGAAACAGCCGAAGUCUUUACCUUGAAACUCGAAAGACCUCAAGUGGAUUAUCAAACACUUUCACGGGAAAGUCAAACCAUCACUGCCAUGUGUCUGCAUAUGAAAAAUCUUUUCCUAUUAAGCCUGUUCCAAGUCCAUCUUGGGGUGGUUCAUGUCGUCGAAGCCUUUUGAGCCCCAAGAAAACUCCGAGGCGACAUGUUAGUACAGCAGAAGAGACAGUUCAAGAAGAGGAAAGGGAGAUUUACAGACAGCUGCUACAGAUGGUCACAGGGAAACAGUUUUCUGUAGCAAAACCCACCACACAUUUUCCAUUGCACCUAUCUAGAUGUCUUAGUUCCAGUAAGAAUACCUUGAAAGACUCAUUAUUUAAAAAUGGAAACUCUUGUGCAUCUCAGAUAAUUGGCUCUGAUACUUCAUCAUCUGGAUCUGCCAGCAUUUUAACUACCCAGGAACAGCUGUCCAAUAGUUUAUAUUCCUUAUCGUCUUUUACCCCAGAUGUUGUUUCAUUUGGAUCUAAAGAUUCUGAUCCUCUCCAUCAAUCCCACCAUCACCACUCUCUUCCACAUCAGCCAGAUAACUUACCAGCUUCACAUACACAAUCUGAAGGAUCAGACUCUGUGAUUUUACUCAAAGUGAAAGAAUCCCAAACUCCAACUCCCAGUCCUAUUUUCUUCCAGGCAGAGCUGUGGAUCAAAGAAUUAACUAGUGUUUAUGAUUCUCGAGCACGGGAAAGAUGGCGUCAGAUUGAAGAGCAGAAAGCACUGACAUUACAGCUUCAGAACCAGAGAUUGCAGGAACAGGAAUAUUCAGUACAUGAUUCAGUAGAACUGCAUCUUCGUGUACCUCUUGAAAAGGAGAUCCCUGUCACAAUCACUCAAGAAACAGAAAAAAAAGGUCAUAAGUUAACUGACAGUGGGAAUGAGUUUCCUGAAAUUACAGAGGAAAUGGAGAAAGAAAUAAAGAAUGUAUUUCGUAAUGGGAACCAGGAUGAAGUUCUUAGUGAAGCAUUCCGCUUGACCAUUACACGCAAAGAUAUUCAAACUCUAAACCAUCUGAAUUGGCUCAAUGAUGAGAUCAUCAAUUUCUACAUGAAUAUGCUGAUGGAGCGAAGUAAAGAGAAAGGAUUGCCAAGUGUGCAUGCAUUCAAUACCUUUUUCUUCACUAAGUUAAAAACAGCUGGUUAUCAGGCAGUGAAACGUUGGACAAAGAAAGUGGAUGUAUUUUCUGUUGACAUUCUUUUGGUGCCCAUUCACUUGGGAGUGCACUGGUGUCUAGCUGUUGUGGACUUUAGAAAGAAGAAUAUUACCUAUUAUGAUUCUAUGGGAGGGAUAAACAAUGAAGCCUGCAGGAUCCUCUUGCAAUACCUAAAGCAAGAAAGCAUUGACAAGAAAAGGAAAGAAUUUGACACCAAUGGCUGGCAACUCUUCAGCAAGAAAAGCCAGGAAAUUCCACAGCAGAUGAAUGGAAGUGACUGUGGGAUGUUUGCCUGCAAAUAUGCUGAUUGUAUUACCAAAGAUAGACCAAUCAAUUUCACUCAGCAACACAUGCCAUACUUCCGGAAGCGGAUGGUCUGGGAGAUCCUCCACCGAAAGCUCUUGUGAAGACUGCCUCAGUUAGCAGACAGUGACCUUGUGGGGGACCAGCUCUUUGUUGUCUACAGCCAGAGACCUUGCAAACAACUGUUCCCAACCCUCUGUUCUUGUAAAGCCCUUGAUACUGGACCAGGCCCUGGCGAGAUGCAUUCACAAGCACAUCUGCCUUUCCUUUUGUAUCUCAGAUAAUAUUUUUGCAAAGAAACUUUGGUGCUGUGAAAGGGGUGA
Messenger RNA from Cynocephalus volans (Philippine flying lemur), 2305 nucleotides. RefSeq names its product SUMO specific peptidase 1 (gene SENP1). The coding region runs from base 5 to 2086 and encodes 693 amino acids. The transcript has 18 exons. The record is from RefSeq and is a predicted model, not a curated record. Gene Ontology annotation, biological process: proteolysis; protein desumoylation. Gene Ontology annotation, molecular function: deSUMOylase activity. Lineage: Eukaryota; Metazoa; Chordata; Mammalia; Dermoptera; Cynocephalidae. Gene Ontology annotation, cellular component: nucleus.